Molecule: messenger RNA, 1474 nt
Organism: Misgurnus anguillicaudatus (oriental weatherfish)
Lineage: Eukaryota; Metazoa; Chordata; Actinopteri; Cypriniformes; Cobitidae
Product: SPRY domain-containing SOCS box protein 2
Biological process (GO): proteasome-mediated ubiquitin-dependent protein catabolic process
Cellular component (GO): SCF ubiquitin ligase complex
Molecular function (GO): protein binding
Source: RefSeq, a predicted model, not a curated record
UAAAAAAUGACAUUUUCCAAUAAGAGAAUUUAAUUUUAGGACAAUUAACCCUGAAUUGUGGUAUUAUUUUCAUGACAAUUCAACACAUUUACUUUAAACUCAUACAAAUAUCAAAUUUGCAUUGCUGUCACUGUGUAAUAAAACUUAUAAUGGAAAAAUAUGAAUGUCAUUAAACUUCAUUUAAUUUGUGGAAAAUAUCGAUCAUUUCUUUUUUAUAGUUUUGAAGUGAAUCUUUUUAGUCACUAACUAUAGUUCAGUCAAAAUCCACUCUUUCUGUUCUGAUGACAGCUUUACUUUAGUAUCUUAACAUGUUGACGGGUUCUUCUUACUGAAAUACGUCAUCGCAGGAUGUGCACACGUUAGAUGUCCAGUAGAAGCGUCACUCUCAGUGGUGACCUUGACCGGUGACGUCACAGCAGAGGCGCGCACUGGAGAUAAGUCAUCUUUAAAUGAGACGUGAACGAAAGAGAGCGCGCAGUGUCAUCGCGCGCACGCAAGGACUAGUAGAGAUUGCUGUCAUCUGAUUGGAUGGGUCUUACACUGUGCUGUUGGCUGAGUGAUGGCCAUCAUAGAAAGAAUACAUCAUCAUCAUCAUCGUCCUUUUUGUCUUUUUCUGUAGCUCCACCCAUUCGUUUAGCUGUGCUUUUAGACACGCCCCCCGUUCCCCCCGGACACCCACGAUCACGAUGGAGCCAGACUCACCUAUCUCCUAAUCUAAAUACAUGUUCAUCGGGUGGAUGUGUGUCCCGUGAGCGUGUGGAACAGAGCAGCGAUGGGGUUCGUGCCGCAGUCGGUGUAGUGACGGGGCUACAUGUAUGGGAGGUGCUGUGGGGGAGGCAACACAGGGGAAGCCACGCCCUCUUAGGUGUGUCCACACAAAAAUGUCCUCUGCAGACCUCUGGUUACACUGCGCUAAUAGGUGGCGACACCUGUUCCUGGGGAUGGCAGCUCUCGACCAAUCGGCUUUGGCACGAUGGGAAAGAAGUGGGGCAGUACCCUAAGGGCGGAGCCAAGGAAGUCUUACGGGUUCCGGAUCGCAUACUGCUGGUUGUGGAUGCAGACGCAGGGACGCUGGGAUACGUGGUGGAUAACUGCUUUUUGGGCAUCGCCUUCCUGGACCUCCCUAAAGGGUCGGAGCUUUUCCCUGCAGUUAGCUGUGUUUGGGGAGGAGCCAAAAUCUGCUUACGCUACCUGUGCGGCAUGACACAUGAUCCACCGACUCUUCAGACUCUGAGUCGUUUCUCUGUUCGUCAGCAUCUCAAGAUGAACAGGAUUCAUGCGGCAUUUCCACCUGCUGUACGACGCCUCCUAUUAAACACAACAGAUGAGACUCCAUGAGACUGAUGAAAGAGAAUAUACUGUAGAUUGUCUUAAUACUAAUUUAACGCUUAUUUAAAUACAUGACACUUUGUUUGAUUUCUUAUGUAUAUUUAAAACGUUUGCACCUUAAUAAACGGAUACAUGUUAAAACAAA